This is a messenger RNA of Pipistrellus kuhlii (Kuhl's pipistrelle), 4070 nucleotides long. RefSeq names its product ankyrin repeat and LEM domain containing 2 (gene ANKLE2). Gene Ontology annotation, biological process: negative regulation of phosphorylation. Gene Ontology annotation, molecular function: protein phosphatase 2A binding. The transcript is spliced from 13 exons. Lineage: Eukaryota; Metazoa; Chordata; Mammalia; Chiroptera; Vespertilionidae. Gene Ontology annotation, cellular component: endoplasmic reticulum. Bases 54 to 2891 code for a protein of 945 amino acids. The record is from RefSeq and is a predicted model, not a curated record.
CGCGUCUUCUCCGCGGCGACGGCGGCAGCGGCGGCGGCCGGAGGGCGGUGGCGAUGCUGUGGCCCCGGCUGGUGGCCGCCGAGUGGGCUGCGCUGGCCUGGGAGCUGCUGGGCGCCUCGGUGCUGCUGCUCGCGGUGCGCUGGCUGGUGCGGCGGCUGGAGAAGCGGCCGCGGGGCCAGGGCCGGAGCUCGCUCCCCGCCCCGCCGUCCCGCGCGGCCGCGGACCCUGACUCGGACUCAGGCACAAUGACAAUGGAUGCCAUCUUAGCUCGACUAAAACUCCUAAAUCCAGAUGACCUCAGAGAAGAAAUUGUCAAAGCCGGAUUGAAAUGUGGACCCAUUACUGCAACCACAAGGUUCAUUUUUGAGAAAAAAUUGGCUCAGGCUUUAUUAGAGCACAGAAGACCCCUUCCAUCACACCAGGCUACCAUAGGAAGCCCCGCAGAGCAGGUCAGCUUUUCUGAAGACAGAGAUUUUGGUUACAGAGUGGGCUUGAACCCUCCGGAGGAAGAGACCCUGAAGUCUGAGACCUGCUCCGUGGCCUUCAGUGCUGUGCCUGGCGUUGACGGCCCCAAAACUGUGGAGAGGGCGUCUGCUGAGCCGCCUCUGUACUAUGGGGUGUUCCCGGCCUACGAGGAUUCCCCAGCUCGAAAUGAAAGAAUUCAUGUUUAUGAAGAUAAAAAGGAAGCAUUGCAAGCUGUCAAGAUGAUCAAAGGAUCCCGAUUUAAAGCUUUUUCAAGCAGAGAAGAUGCUGAGAAAUUUGCUAGAGGAAUUUAUUGUUAUUUUCCUUCUCCAAGCAAAACUUCUUCACAACUUUCUCCUGUGAAAAUAGCAUCUCUCUCUAGCAAUGGUGGGGUAAAAGCAACAGAUGGCUUGUGCUUUUCUGAGUCAGAAACCGUAAACAGAGAGCGAGCAAACAGCUAUAAAAAUCCCCGUACGCAAGACCUCACUUCUAAAUUGCGAAAAGCUGUGGAGCAGGGAGACGAAGACACCUUUUCUGACCUUAUCUGGAGUAAUCCUCGGUAUCUGAUUGGUUCGGGGGACAAUCCAACCAUCGUGCAGGAGGGAUGUAGGUACAAUGUCAUGCACGUUGCUGCCAGAGAGAACCAGGCUUCCAUCUGCCAGCUGACUCUGGAGACGCUAGAGAACCCCGAGUUUAUGCGGCUCAUGUACCCUGAUGACGCCCCAGACAUGCUGCAGAACCGCAUUUGUUACAUCCUCGAUCUGUACCUGAACACGCCUGACAAGGGGGGCUACGACACACCGUUGCAUUUUGCUUGUAAGUUUGGGAAUGCGGAUGUGGUCAACGUGCUUUCUUCACACCCUUUAAUUGUAAAAUGCCCACGGAAUAAGUGUGAUAAAACCCCUGAGAACGUUAUUUGUGAAAGAAGCAAGAAUAAAUCUGUGGAACUGAAGGAACGAAUUCGAGAAUAUCUAAAGGGUCACUACUACGUGCCUCUCCUGAGGGCAGAGGACACGUCGUCCCCAGUGAUCGGGGAGCUGUGGUCUCCAGACCAGACAGCCGAGACCGCGCACGUCAGCCAUGGCGGAGGCAGCCCCAGGGACCCCGUUCUGACCCUGAGAGCCUUUGCAGGGCCCAUGAGUCCCGCCAAGGCAAGAGAUUUUCGCAGACUUUGGAAAACCCCGCCUCGGGAGAAAGCAGGCUUCUUCCACAGUGUCCGGAAAUCAGACCCAGAGCGGGGCAUGGAGAGAAUGGGAAGGCAGCUGGCUCACGAGCUGGGGUACCCCUGGGUCGAGUACUGGGACUUUCUGGGCUGUUUCGCUGACCUGUCUUCCCAGGAGGGCCUGCAGAAGCUGGAGGAAUACCUCGCACAGCAGGAAGUGGGCAGAAAGGCCCAACGAGACCUAGGAGAAAACGAGGCUUCUGCCUUUGGCUGUCGUGGGAAGUGCAGCAAUCCCAUCUCCGUGAGGGCCUUUCUGGGGGAAGACGGUGACAUGAGCUUGGAAGAGAUUAAAAACCGGCAGAACACAGCUCGGAACCACAGCCAGCCCUCAGCCAGGGCCUCCAGAGGCUCGGGGGGUGACAUCCCCUCGGAGCAGAGGGCGGACCUUAUAGAAGACGCGGCGCGGUCCUGUCCCCCCAGCAGCAGGAAUGGCUUCUGCAGCCCCGGGGGCGGGGGCAGGACCGCGCGUGGGAAGAGGACAGAGGCCGCCAGUGGGGAGGAAGCCCUCUCGUCGCCUGUCUCCGGCUUGACUGUGGAGUUCCAUAAGCUCCAGUUGCAGAAUCUAGGAAGUGGGUUUCCCGAGACACCAAGUGAAAGUGUGGAAACGAGAGAGGAGGAGAUCCUGACGGCGAGACCAGAAGCGGUGGACAGUGAUGCCGAGCCUCCUGCGGCCGACAGACUUGGAAGCAGUCAAGCAAGGACGGAAGGCGAGAUAUCGGCGGGCAUUGCCAACAUGUGCCUGGGCCCCCACUGUCCCGGCCACGAGGCCCCACACAGCUGCACCUCUGCGUCCUCCGAGCCCUUGGGGGUCACCGCCAGGAAGGAGUCUGUCCGGAGGCUCUUCCUUCUGGGGGAAGAGCCGUCCAAACUGGAUCGUGACGUCUUGGCAGCUCUGGAGGGUGCAGACCUGGACCCUCAGCGGCACCCUGCCGUGCACAGGUGGAGGAGCGCUGUCCUGGGCUACCCACCCUCCGACAGGCAGAGUUGGCCGAGCCCCUCGAUAAAAGGGAAGUUGACGUCUCAGCUGCCGGAUCUUGAUUGCCCGACGAGCUGCAGCCCAGGGAGAAGUGGUCCCGCGGUGGGCAGCCCCAGGAAGCCCAGCUCUGCCCCCCUCUCCCCCCGUAUGGGCAGCCCGGGGCGCUACAGCCCUGCCAACGGGUGCCACCUGCGCAGGAUGGUGCGCCUGGCCCCGCAUGCAGCCUUGUAGGCUGGUGUGGGUGCUGGGCUCUCGCGUCAUUGAGAAGGGUAACGUGUGCAUUGCUAAAAUUUACAAAAAGGAUGUAUUCUCAUUCACUUAUUAACCCCUAUUUUGAGAGUAAGAGAGUUCUAGAAAAUGCAGACGUUUCAUGUAAACUUUAGGUUUCUGGCAUUUUGAGAGAAGUUGAUGAAAGCAAACGCGGGUAUGUUUUCUGAAAGCUCGGCAUGAUGCAGCCCACAGUGACAUCCUGGUGCGUGUGUGGCAGGAGCUAAGCUGUCUGCAUUCCCACAAUGGCCGUGCGGGACCAGCCCUCCUCCCCCUCACCGCCAUGUUCACUUCAACUGUUCUGACAACUAAGAUGAUUUUGUUCACCUUCCUUUUCUGGGGAGGGUUUUUCACUUUUGGGCUCCUUGGUUAGAUGAAGUUAAAGCCGUUCUCUCUCUUGGACGAAAUGUGCAGCCAUUGGGAGGCGGAUGAUAGGCAGGCAGGACUUGCACAGCCAGGUGUUUCCUUCCGCCAGCUCUGAGCUGUGUGUGCUCUGUGCUGCCGGUGCAGUGGGGUGGGAUGAUCUGUCAGUUCUCGGUUUUGAAAUUAUCUCAUAUUUUAGAAUUCACUUCAGUCAGAGUUCCUUUAUAACAUGUACAGAAACUAGAGGUCGACUUUUGACUUUUGGCAGGUUUGAGCCUGGUUUAGUUGCUCGAGUGUGGUUUACUUUAGGAGUCCUCCCUCCCCGUCUGUGUGCAGAGCGUGGGGGUCACCACAGCUCUCGGCCCAGACCAGAUUUCCAAGGACAGAAAACUCUACCUGUGCUUUACUGACUUCAGUGCCUUUUGUAAAUCGUUUUUUAUUUUUUCUGAGCUUGUUUUUUCAGAAUGUAGUGUGUGAGAUUCUUUUUCAUUCAUGAAAAUUGUUAUUUCACACAAUAACAAGAGGCAGGUCAGGAAUAUUAGAAUCAAGAUUUAGAUUUAAAAAUUCUAAUGGUGGCUACACAAGGUGUUUUCAUGUCUAGAUAUAAGACAGAAAAUAACGUUGUAUUGUAAAAGCCAAUGGCAUUUUAAAAGGCAUCUGUUCUCAACAGAAAUCAGAAUGCAGAUGUUCAGAGUGCUGACCUGUUUUUCCUAGAAUCUUACCUGCUGUGCUGUAUAUUGCUGUAAAUACUCAGAUGAAAUUAAAAUAGGGUUUUUGCUG